Molecule: messenger RNA, 2795 nt
Organism: Spirometra erinaceieuropaei
Lineage: Eukaryota; Metazoa; Platyhelminthes; Cestoda; Diphyllobothriidea; Diphyllobothriidae
Source: the annotation of a GenBank genome assembly
AUGCUCUUGCCGAUAGAGUUGGCCCCCGACAAAGUAAGUCGCGUUACACAGGCAAAGCCUCCCAGCCGGCCAGAAGACCACUUACACUACCGUGUACGAAAAGUAUCUUACCGGAGGAUGUUUCCUGUUAGUCUUGAAUUUGUCAGGCGUGCGUUCCAUUCACACUUCUCGUACACCACUUUAAGAUCUCAGGAUCGUGCAGAUGAAGGGUGACACUGUGCUGACUGAGAGCAACAUUCGUGAUGCCACAGUAACGUCCAGAGUGAUGGCCCCUUACAAGUUGAGAAUCUGCCAGAUCGGCUGCCUAUCGCGUGCAAUGGAAUUUUUCUGCAUGGUCGCAACUGCUGCUUCAAAAUAUUUGAGGGUGGCCGCGAGAAAGGCGUUCCGUUGUCCGCCAAAUGAGGUUGUAUUAGGUAGACCAAAUGCGGGACCAACGCCAUCCACUGUAUUAUUCGAGAUCAGCCGCGAAUUAACCGGUUCACAGUUCGCCAAAUCAGGUCGUGCGUGAGAGACAAGAUCUUGAUCAACUGCAAGAUCCACGUCGUCCGUCGUUCUCGACAGGAAACUCUUGCCAAGCUGGCCUUCGUGGGAUCGAGUUUUACACGAACACCGAUUGAUAAAUCAAACGCCCGCAAAUGCCGGCUGGUUUCCUUUCAGCAUUCCAACUGCUAACGCCAGUUUUAGGACACUUUCCUAGAUCAGUUUACUUCGAAAUAGUUUUUUGGGAAAAGACAUACAAAUAAAUUUACCCCAUGUUUGUGGGGGACAGUCCAACGACUGCAUCUAGUGGUCGUUAUGUCGAAGCGGAUUGUGGAUAAUGUGAUAGUCCCAUAUGGUGCGAUAGGAUGCUUCUUCUUUUCACUUCGUACGUAGCAAUCAACAUGCGACAGUUGUAAUUAUCGCCUGGAUAAGUGGUUUAUGGAGUAUGAAAGUUACUUAUGCUACUAUGUAAAAUUUAGCAAUAAUUGUUGGUGUAGUACAGACGCUGCAUCAAACGCUAGGUCUCCCCACAUAGGGCGGUCAGUAACGCAACUAGAUGGAAGUGUGCAAUCCCUACUUGUUAGUUUAACCAUGUGCGCAGGGAACUUCAGAACGUGGUGACUUCAACGCGCAUAAUCCCAUGCAAAUACUGUGUCGCGCUGUCUUCCAAUGAAUGCCUCACAAAGUAUCCUCAGGUUUUAUUCUGCCAUAUGAGGUAGAGCGACCAUUACCUGCCAACCAUGUCCUGAAGUGAAAGUUGUGGAAUACCACAUGUUCACUACAUAGUGUUCUGCGAGCAUUAAUCCUCGCGAUUUGUUCAUUUCAAGAGAGUUCUCACAUCCGAGUUACAGGCGUCUCCCGUCCGUGCUAACAGUAGCUUUCAAUUGGAUAAUUUGAUCAAGCCAAUUCUUGGGUACCUGUGACUUGUCGCCUAUGUUAUCUUGUAUCAAAAUGUCAUGGUUAUAGUACGUUCUUGUUCCUACAUCCGAGGAGGGACGGCAGUUGGUUACAUUCCUCUUUCCUCUCCUGUGCUGAAUACAAUCUGUUUGGUGAAGCUGCUACGUAUAACACAUUUGCCCAGUUUUUGCACGCAUUCGAUGUUCCUGAUCGCUAUAACUUCAGAUACCUCAUUGUCUAUCAGCCCUGAUAACAUGCGACGAUUAGGACCAAUAAGCACAUUUGAUUACACUUUCUUCGCGUUCCUGUGCCAGGCCCGUUCAUAGCCGUCCGUUACGCCAGACCCUAUCACCCGUAUAGUUGGGGUGGAAAUCGUGCAGGUUGUGUCGCGCAUAACACUCUUGUGCGCCUAUCAAUAGUGGUAAAACGGGCAGAUAAUUUGAGUGACUCUAAGACGGCCAAAGUGCUGACGCAGGAGUUGGAAGUCAUUCUAACGUUCCUAGUAUUUCGUCUCACGUACGAAUUUGGAGACUGCCAUUCUCUGUCUCAGAAAAAAAUGUCAGUUCUCCGAUUGCCCAAACUAAAUUUUUGAUUGAUGACGACGUGCUUGUGACCUUCUGUCAUGUAAUUUCCCAAUUUAGUUUUCCUGUGUUGAGUAUUUUAUUUGACUGCAAUGAACGACUCUAGGUAAGGCAAAUAAUAAGGAAGCUGUUAACCUCUGUGACUUCCAGUUUUAUCCUCAAGAAAUGUCUGUUUGGAGUUUUGGACUGUCAUCUGCACGCGUUGACGCCUGGUCAAUAGCAUGCCCCCUGUUGGUUUGUGAAAGCGUUCAAUGAACGAGUAACUCUGGUCAAAAUUUUCAUUAUCCAUCUUGACUCAACCAUCGACUGAACUUCGGUUAAUUAAUAUACAUCGUAUUAUACUACUUUGUACGUGUAAGUAACAUUUAUUAAUUAUAUUCAAAUUGAGGGCCUUCGGAACGCGUCAUUAUCGAGACGCUGGUCAUGUAAGGCAAUUGGUUUUACGAUAAACAAGAUGCAGACGCAGGACUUUGGCUAGGGAAGUUCUGUCUCCUCCCUCCCUCGAAACUGUCGAUCGGCAUCAUCGGUGGCAAUCGUUACAGGAGAAGACAAAAUGUAGUGUAUGGAGAGCAAGUAAAGGACAUGGGUAUACAGAAAAAGUAGGACGAGGAUGAUGAUGAUGAUGAUGAUGCUGAUGAUGAUGAUGAUGAUGAUGAUGAUGAUGAUGAUGGUGGUGGUGGUGGUGGUGGUGGUGGUGGUGGUGGUGGUGAUGAUGAUGAUGAUGAUGAUGAUGAUGAUGAUGAUGAUGAUGAUGAUGAUGAUGAUGAUGAUGAUGAUGAUGAUGAUGAUGAUGAUGAUGAUGAUGAUGAUGAUGGGGAGCGGAGUGAAAGACGAUGA